GCCACCACCCACACGACCCCAACCAGGGCUGGGGACAAACUGCACCGGAGGAGUGCCAUUUUUCUCUAUAGAGUCCACCUUCAGAAGAAUAUCGUGAAAGGGGGAAAUGUAGUGACCAGCUUCAUUCUUGAAGAGGAGGCCAUAAUUGGCGAGUGGGGCUGGCUGUGCUCCGUGUGGUGCAGGGUUGUGGUGUGUGUGGAGUGGCCCGGCUUUGUGCUCACUCCUCCGGCUGAUUCUAUUUCCAGAGAACUGCUGGUUUAUAUUUUAGCUCUUGCCAAGUUGUGAAAACAGUGAAGGAUGCUUAGACCACUUAACAUUCAAAUUGCUCUCUGGUUAAUCAUCUUUAGAAGACUGGAUUUCUGGAUAUCUACUCCACUCCUCUAUUGACUUUUAAGACAUAAUGAUGCAAACCUAUAACACUGGCAAUCAUCCAUGAACCUUUAAUUGCACUGAUUAAUAGCAUUUCAAGCUUCCUCAGGGAAUAAACAAUGACAUCAGCAGUGGUUGACAGUGGAGGUUCUGUUUUGGAGCUUUCCAGCAGUGGAGUAGAAAAUCAAGAGCACUUAGGAGUGUAUCAAAGCGGAGCACAUCUGGAAGGUGAAAUGAAUAUUCUCAGCUGACCCAGGUAGCAAGGCAAGCUGGAUAUGAAUGAACACCUGGAACAGGCUUAGCUCUGGGCAUUCUGUGCUGAGGAACAGUGUCAGCGUUGGCCUCGGAGAUGGCCGAGACCAUCUCCGUGCUGUGUCAGGAGUCACAUUGCUGCAGCUGGACUGGUUGCCCUUGAAGCCCAGUGCACAGCUGCCUGUGGAAUCUCUCUUCCCAGGCCUCCCUGAGGAGCACUGUCAUCUCGCCCCCAGGAAAGUGGGAAGGUUUCUGAAUGUCCAGCAGUGAUUGUGGAGCCAGUUCCAAGUGCCAGAUUAGAGCAGGGCUAUGCAGCCCAGGUUCUGGUUUAUGAUGAUGAGACUUAUAUGAUGCAAGAUGUGGCAGAAGAACAAGAAGUUGAGACCGAGAAUGUGGAAACAGCACCCAGAUUUAAGCACCUGAUCAUUCACUUUCUUAUACUGUUCUUGUGCAUACUCCUUUUGUGUUCAAGGGAGGUAGAAGAUCGACAUGAAAAACUGGGGAUCUGAAAAGAAGCCCCUAUCCUAGGAUUACCUGAAGGGGAAUCAGAUUGAGCCAGAAGGAAGACAAUGCUGUGGAAGCAUCAGUUCAUAGCAGUAAUGCACACUGUACAGAUAAGACAAUUGAAGCUGCUGAAGCCCUGCUUCAUAUGGAAUCUCCUACCUGCUUGAGGGAUUCAAGAAGUCCUGUGGAAGUGUUUGUCCCUCCUUGUGUAUCAACUCCAGAAUUUAUCCACGCUGCUAUGAGGCCAGAUGUCAUUACAGAAACUGUAGUCGAGGUGUCAACUGAAGAAUCUGAACCAAUGGAUACCUCUCCUAUUCCUACAUCACCAGAUAGCCAUGAACCAAUGAAAAAGAAAAAAGUUGGCCGUAAACCAAAGACCCAGCAAUCACCAAUUUCCAAUGGGUCUCCUGAGUUGGGUAUAAAGAAGAAACCCCGAGAAGGAAAAGGAAACACAACCUAUUUGUGGGAGUUUCUUUUAGAUCUACUUCAAGAUAAAAAUACCUGUCCCCGGUAUAUUAAGUGGACUCAGAGAGAAAAGGGCAUAUUCAAGCUCGUGGAUUCAAAGGCUGUCUCUAAGCUUUGGGGAAAGCAUAAGAACAAGCCAGACAUGAAUUAUGAAACUAUGGGACGAGCUUUGAGAUAUUAUUACCAAAGGGGUAUUCUUGCAAAGGUUGAAGGACAGAGGCUUGUAUAUCAGUUCAAGGAUAUGCCCAAAAACAUAGUGGUCAUAGAUGAUGACAAAAGUGAAACCUGUAAUGAAGAUUUAGCAGCAGCUACUGAUGAAAAAUCAUUAGAACGAGUGUCACUGUCUGCAGAAAGUCUCCUGAAGGCAACCUCUGUUCGUGGUGGGAAAAACUCAUCUCCUCUAAACUGCUCCAGAGCAGAGAAGGGUGUAGCUAGAGUUGUGAAUAUCACUUCCCCUGGUCAUGAUGUUUCAUCCAGGUCUCCUACUACUACCACAUCUGUGUCAGCAACAGCAGCUCCAAGGACAGUUCGUGUGGCAAUGCAAGUUCCUGUUGUAAUGACAUCGUUGGGUCAGAAAAUUUCAACUGUGGCAGUUCAGUCAGUUAAUGCAGGUGCACCUUUAAUAACCAGCACUAGUCCAACAACAGCAACCUCUCCAAAGGUAGUUAUUCAGACAAUCCCUACUGUGAUGCCAGCCUCUGCUGAAAAUGGAGACAAAAUCACCAUGCAGCCUGCCAAAAUUAUCACCAUCCCAGCUACACAGCUCGCACAGUGUCAACUGCAGACGAAGUCAAAUUUGACUGGAUCAGGAAGCAUUAACAUUGUUGGAACCCCCCUGGCUGUGAGAGCACUUACUCCUGUUUCCAUAGCCCAUGGUGCACCUGUAAUGAGACUAUCAGUGCCUACCCAGCAGGCAUCUGGCCAGACUCCUCCCCGAGUUAUCAGUGCGGUCAUAAAAGGGCCAGAGGUUAAAUCAGAGGCAGUGGCAAUAAAGCAGGAACAUGAUGUGAAAACUUUGCAGCUGGUACAAGAAGAAAAACCGGCAGAUGGAAAUAAGACAGUGACCCACGUAGUGGUUGUCAGUGCGCCUUCAGCUAUUGCCCUUCCUGUAACUAUGAAAACUGAAGGACUAGUGACAUGUGAGAAAUAAAAUAGCAGCUCUGCCGUGGACUUGAGACUGUUAGUGACAGUACUAACAUAAAUAUUUGCAAGGGAUGUCAUCAAGAAAAGUCAAAGGAGACUUUAAAACAUUUUUAAUGCACAUAGGAAAACAAUCAAACUUACUGGAAAUAAGUUACCUAUCCCAUGUUUCAGUGGGAAACGAACUACAUAUUGAGAUGCUGACAGAAAACUGCCUCUUACAGUAGGAAACAACUGAACCCAUCAAUAAGAAAAAGGAUUGAAAGGGACCAAGCAACUCACUACAAUAUCAAGUUACACUAAGACUUGGAACACUACCAUUCUGUAAGA
Molecule: messenger RNA, 3060 nt
Organism: Molossus molossus (Pallas's mastiff bat)
Lineage: Eukaryota; Metazoa; Chordata; Mammalia; Chiroptera; Molossidae
Gene: ELF2
Product: E74 like ETS transcription factor 2
Exons: 14
Coding region: 1271-2740 (489 amino acids)
Biological process (GO): regulation of transcription by RNA polymerase II; cell differentiation
Cellular component (GO): nucleus
Molecular function (GO): DNA-binding transcription factor activity, RNA polymerase II-specific; sequence-specific DNA binding
Source: RefSeq, a predicted model, not a curated record